CGGUUAUUCCGUUUUAUAAAAUGGCGGCUUGAAGAGGGGCGAGAGCGGGGUUGGUACAGGUGAAACGUGAAAGCCGGGAACUGAAGUGCUGGGAUUUUAAAAAUAAGCAUUACGUUGAAUUCUAUUUGCGGUUUUUUUUUUUGAGUUGACGGAGAAAGAGCUGUGAUGGCAAAGCGGGUAGCGGACAAAGAACUGAAUGACCGAAACUGGGAUCAGGAGGAUGAAGGAGAAGAGGCUGGAACAUUCUCUGUUGCAAGUCAAGACGUCCUGAAAAAUAGGGCUAUUAAAAAGGCCAAGCGCAGAAAUGCAGCAGCAGAGGGAGAGAGUGGUGGGAACUUCAAAGGUUUUAAAGGCUUCACUCUGAGUGCGUCUGGGUCGGCAGGAGGCUUUGCAGGAUUUGGAAAUGGUUCUGGACUCAAACCUCUGUCUAGCCUCACCAAUGGAAAUGGGAGCUCAUCCAGCACACCCUCCUUUUCAGGAUUCAGCAGCACAUCUGACUCAAAAGCCACGACUGAGUCGUUAACAUUCAACGGUCCUGCCUCCUCCCAGCCACAGAGUAAUGAUGUCAGUAGACAGUCGAACGGCGUGACUCAGUCCAGCUCUGCCCCCUCGUCUCAGAGCUCCAGCCGUUGCAGCCGCGAGUACAACAGACAGCUCACUGCCCUGAACUGCUCCGUGCGCGACUGGAUCGCGAAGCACGUCAACGACAACCCCCUGUGCGAUCUCAACCCCAUCUUCAAGGAUUACGAGAGGCAUUUAGCCACCAUCGAAGAGAAAUACGGCGGGAGCUCCGACAGCGGCUCCGAGAGCGAGCCCGGCAGCAGGCAGGCAGAGGCGCAGCCGGGCUCCGUUCCCGGCUCCUCCGGCGCGCCUCAGCAGAAAGCCACCGCAGCUUUGUUCUCGUUCAGCAAGGAGGAGAAAGAGAGCAGCAGCGCUCCCGCCCCCAGUGCCCCUGCUCCUAAUGUCACCUUCAAUUUUGGGCAGAAGGUAGACAGCUCCGCCCUGGGUCCCCUGCCCGCCAGCAGCACAGCCAGUUUCUCUUUCUCCAGCCAGGGCACCGGCUCUUUGUUCGGGAGCCAAGGCACGACUCCAGCCUCAACUUUCUCCUUCACCAGCGCUAAAACCAGCGCCCCCAGUGAAGAGAAAACAAAAGAUGAAAAUGCAGGAGAUGAGGAAUCUGAGGAGCCCCCUAAGCCUGUUGUUAAUGAAGUGAAGGAAGAUGAUGCCUUCUUCUCAAAAAAGUGCAAACUGUUCUACAAAAAAGAGAAUGAAUUUAAAGAAAAAGGAGUUGGAACACUUCAUCUGAAGCUUGUUGCAGACAAAAAGACCCAGCUUCUAGUGAGAGCAGACACCAAUUUAGGAAACAUCCUGCUGAAUAUUCUGUUGCAGUCAUCAAUGCCAUGUACAAGAAUGGGAAAGAACAAUGUCAUGGUGGUCUGUGUCCCCAAUCCUCCAGUGGAUGAGAAAAAUCCGACGGCACCUGUCCCCAUCUUAAUCAGAGUAAAAACAGCAGAGGAUGCUGAUGAACUACACAAACUCCUCCUGGAAAAGAAAGCAUAGCUUAGAGCCACACUGCACUAUGAUAAUUGUCUGCUUUUUUCCUCUCUGGUUUUCCUUGAUUCUGUCCAGUUUUAGUUGUCCAGUGGUAUGGGAUGCAAUGAAAUUUGCAAUGUUAUAGCACAGUUUAUAUUGCUGUGAAAAGUCAGAUUUUUGAACAUCUUGCUGUAAUCUGAUUAACAAGAUUGAAAAUAAAGGACUCCCCUGCUUUGUUGCAUGCAUAUUUUAGAGUUUUAUAGUUAUAAUACUGUGAAAUUUAAAUCCACGUUUAAUUUGCCUUGAAUCUAGGCUAUUGGACAUUGAUUUGGCCGAACUCUUGGCUUGGUAACUUGAAAGAUUUGUCAUCUUUGAAACGUGAAAGGGAUGUCUCCUUAUGUACAUCUGUUUUAAUUCAAAAACAAACAUUAUGAGCUGCCUGGAUUCAGUAACAUUCCAGUGAUUUUUUUCUUUUGCUGCUAUCAUUUAAGUAAAUUGGAAUCUAUAACAGUUAAUAAAUUUCCUCGAGCAGUUUUAAUUUAAAAUGUCAAUGGUACUUCAUUCUUUUUGACAAUAUUGUGCCAGAAAACCUGUAACUACCUGUAACUAUGGGAAUCAUGGCUGAAUAUGACUAUUGUACAGUUGAAUAUUUUAUACUUCUGAUAAAAUGGAAGUCCGUUAUUGACUUGUCUGAAAGUGAGAGACUUCUGGCGGAGUCUGAAGUGACCCGUGUGUCCUUUCCCCUUGGAUGUUUGCAAACUUCUCCCGUAUAUUAUAGCACCAUUUAGACACUGCCUUGCAUUGUAUGUCUUUUGUAACUUAGCCAUUUAAAGUUAUUUUACUGAAGCGAGUGAGCUCAUUAUCAGAUUGAAAUGAAAUACAGUUUAACUUUCAGGUUUUCACAGGUUUUUCUUAAUUGUUCAUAGGAUAUCUGUAGUUAUCAGGGUUUUGAUUAGAACUUGAAUUACCUAAAUUUAAAACGUAGAGCAUUGAUUCCUGUCUGUUAAAAAGGAGUUUAAUUAAAAUAUUUAUUAUAGCAAAUUAUUAGUGUUUGACCACUUUGGUCUACAUAUUUUAUGUACAGGAUACUGAUAAACGUCGUUGGCCUAUUCGGAUAACGUUGACCAUUAACCAUGCACUCUGGAGCAGUGAAAAUUGGGGUGUCUACUAACAUGCACAAAGACCACGUAAGCCACAGGGCACCAACUGUAUCAGUGUCUGCCAGGCUUGCUGCUCAAAGAACAUGCUGUGCAUUCUGUUGUACAGCCAAAGUGAUGUCCGUGCCCUCUCGGAUGUCUUGACCAUUGUUCCGUUUCUGUGUAGCGUUUCAUUGCUCCAUGGUUCACAAAUUUAAUGAUGGCUCGGAUAAGCGAUCUAACUUCAUAAGCAUUCUGUAUAUUUGUUUUGAGAAAAAUGUUAAUAGAAUUAUUCUGUAUUUCAUAGCAAUUUCUGUUCCACAAAUUGUCUUAAUUUUCUUGAGGUUUAUUGCAGAUGAAAGUCAGCAGUGUGUCAGAUGUUUAGUUUAUGGCAGUCAGUAUUUCAGAAUGGAACUCAUUGAUUUUGUUUUCAAAGUGACCUUUGUAUUGCCUUUGUAUAAGUACUGACCUUUAUGCAGAGGUGCCCAAUAUGUUUGUAAUAGCUGUUUACAAAGUGAUUGGUGAAUAAACCAUAUUACACUUUCUUGA
Molecule: messenger RNA, 3218 nt
Organism: Lepisosteus oculatus (spotted gar)
Lineage: Eukaryota; Metazoa; Chordata; Actinopteri; Semionotiformes; Lepisosteidae
Gene: nup50
Product: nucleoporin 50
Biological process (GO): protein import into nucleus
Cellular component (GO): nuclear pore
Source: RefSeq, a predicted model, not a curated record